AUGGCGUUCCAGCUCUUAUUGGUUCUGAUAUAUAAUGGCGGCGGGUAUUUUGAAUAUACUUUGGGUGCGGACCCAGGUAGCCCCGCAGGAGCGGUCGCAGGUGCGCCCGCAGGUGCGGACACAGGUGUGCCCGCAGGUGCGGGCACAGGUGUGCCCGCAGGUGCGCGCGCAGCUGCACCGGCAGCUGCUGGGGUUGACGGUUUCUUAGUUGGCGGCGGCGCCUUUAAUGACUUGGCCGCCUUUCUUUUACCUGAUUUUGUUAUGACUGUUUCAAACCCGUCGUUAUCCUCCUCUGCGUCUGAGGAGGACGGCGUUGAAUCUGACUCGGCUUCCGAGCCGAUUGGUGAGCAAUCCAUGUCGCAUGGAUUGCUUUUUGGACAGUCCGGUGAGGCUGGGCUGUCCGUAUCGAAUGAGGUGGGCUUUACUUCGGGGUUCACAUCGGUGAACUCCUUGUACGCUUCGGGGUAUUUUUUAAUAAAAAAAUCUAAUAAGGCCUCUAAUCGGCCCGAAUUAUGGUCGCCCAUGAUGGGCGACGGACUUAGGAGGGAGUCCUCCCUGCAAGGCAGGGAGGUGUGUAACGUAUUUGAUUCAAGUCUAGACCCUGUUAUUAGGUAA
This is a messenger RNA of Danaus chrysippus (African queen), 615 nucleotides long. Lineage: Eukaryota; Metazoa; Arthropoda; Insecta; Lepidoptera; Nymphalidae. The record is from the annotation of a GenBank genome assembly.